Molecule: messenger RNA, 7065 nt
Organism: Anarrhichthys ocellatus (wolf-eel)
Lineage: Eukaryota; Metazoa; Chordata; Actinopteri; Perciformes; Anarhichadidae
Gene: diras1a
Product: DIRAS family, GTP-binding RAS-like 1a
Exons: 3
Coding region: 5037-5636 (199 amino acids)
Biological process (GO): signal transduction
Cellular component (GO): membrane
Molecular function (GO): GTPase activity; GTP binding
Source: RefSeq, a predicted model, not a curated record
CCGACCUUACACACCGACAGCGGGGAGCAGGACAAACAGCAGUCAUCACUGUGUACGUGUCUGCAUGACUGUGUGUGUGUGUGUGUUUGUGCGUGUGCGUGUGUGUGCGUGUACACGUUCAUCCAAACUACUGAGGGCGCGUGCCCAGCUGUGCGCGUGCCCGUGCCGUCCUUACUUUGAAUGGGAGUCAGACUGAUUACCAUGAUGUGAGGAGAUAAUGAUGCCCGGCUGCUGAUUGAAACUGAGAACAAAGCAGCGGGUCAGGUGUGUGCGUGUGUGUUUUGUAGCAUACAAGUAUGUUGUGUUUCUUGAAGACAGAGAGCACGAAAGUCUGUUACAGCCGUCAAAUAUCAUCACCGAUGUAGAUAUAUAGGAAUACUUUACUGGUAAAGAUAAAUAUGAUACAGUCUAAAUACUCCUCAGAGUAGUAUUAGCAGUGAUGGAAUCAGUAGUCAGAUGCAAAAUUAGGCAAUACAAUAAUACUCCAUUAAUAGGUUACAGAAGUAGCCUGGCAACAUGAAGCCUAUUGAAGUAUAGAAAAACAAUCCAUCCUGCAGCAAAAUGGCCAAUUAUAUCAUGUUAUUGAAUAAUUGUUACGGAUGCAUUAAGUAAUAUACUUAUUUUAUAAUGCAGCUACAUCCAAAUAUUAUAGUAUACAACGUGAUGACAUAAGAUAUUGUGUUGCAAGAGUCUCUGCUCAGUCUUUGAGUUUAAAAGAAGUUUUAGUUGUGAUUAAACUAAGUACCGGUAUUAUCAUUACUCUUGUUAGUUCUACUACCACAAUUAAUAACUGGUGCUGUAACUUCCACUGGUACACCGGCACCGCUGAUACGAGUACAGACUCAGAAACACUAGAUCAUAAAAAGAAACUCCUACUCAUUUUCCUUUUGAUUUGUCAACAUUUAGGACUUUACAAUAUAUUUUGUUGUCAUAUAUUUAUACAGGUUAUAAUAAAAAUAAUUAUAAUAGAUUAUAAUGAUAUCUAGUAUUAUAUUUAUAAUACAAUGUGUUUUUUUGGAGAUGAGAUUGAAGCUGGAGCUGAGAGGAGAAUAUUAAAUCUGGAAAUGUUCAGCAGAAACUGUGAGUGAGAAGGAUGUGAGGAGUCAAACUGAAGGUGUUAAACUGCAACAUACACACUCGUCACUCACACACACACACACACACACACACAUGCACACACAUACACACACAGGUCUACAGGGAAUCAGUUUUAUCAGUGCAGGAGACAAAACACUGUGUGUGGUUGUGUGUGUGUGUGUGUGUGAUAUCUAUUCUCGUUCUGCUUUUCCUAUCAGUCUGAUGUCGUAUAGUUUACACCUUCUCAUUUUAGAGAGUAGGAAAAAUGACACCACUUGUGUUGAUUGCUUCCUGCUGUUGAUUAGCUAGCACAGCAUUCUAGAAUAUUAGCAUGCUGGUGGCAGCAUGUUAGCCUGCUGUGUUUACUCAGACACUAUUGACUGCCUAUCAUACACUCACGUUAUUACCUUCCACAUUUGUAAGAAAAUGUGACAUGUGAGAACAACUGAUUUGAUUUAGUCAUUGAUUUUCCGGUAGCACCACCAUCAUGUAUUCCAGUUUGCAUACUGAUAUCUUUGUACGGAGCACCACGGGGCUCAGUCUUGGGGUGCGAUAUUUUUUUUCUUCCUACUAUGGCGAAGGCUUGACCCGACCUACUCUCCCUCUGAUUGGCUUACCUUGAUAUUCUUACCCUAACCCCAACCAAUCUCCCUGCUCAUGCCUAAACCUUAUCAAUCCAACCAACUCUCCAAACUAAGGACAGAACAGAGGUCCUCGUCGGUUCAUCACACUGUCUCAGCUCGUUACACCUGUGGCCAUAAAAAAUGAAGCAGGGGAAGUCAACUACUACUCCCAGUAUGCAUUUCACCGACAAACAAACACCCAAUCACAGAGCCUCACAGUGUGUGACGCGCAUCGCUAUCGAUCGGCGACCCGAAGCUAAAGAUGAUUCAAUUCUAAAUUCUGGGUCAACUGUGACUUGUUUCUUACUGAAGGAGUCUUAUGGGUAUUGUAGUAUUUAGACACGUCCGCCAAACAAAAGUGGAACGACGGUGAUGCUGAGGAGACUGUUUAAAGAAAAAAAUGAAAUGAGAAUAUAGUACAGGGGGAGGUGUUUCUUUCCUAAUCAUGUAUGAGGCAGACCGACAUCAACAAAGUCCUAACAUGAAGGGAUAACAUAAUGAUAAUAAUCUCACUGUGUAUAUUAUAUUUUACAGUUUUGUCCCGUGAGUGAUGAAAGCACAUUUAUUCCCGUAGCUGUGAUGCCUUUGGUUCAGUCGGUGGUGUUUUCCCUGCCAUCCGCCUCCGCACCGGAAGUGACGUCAGAUGAUGUGGGCAGGCGGGUAACCAUGGCAACGGCCCUGCCGAUGAUGACAUGUUUGCACUUCUCUGCGAGUGUAUAAAUCUCUGCUGUCUAUCUCUCUCUCCUCUCCUCCGAGCAGCAUCGCCACGGCAACCAGACAACUCACACACACACACACGCACAUUCAGAUGCUCCCAUGGUUACAUCCAGAAACACAAUGGAUGCUGUCAGGAGGCAGGUGCGUGUGUGUGAUUUAUUAACGAGCUGCUGAUUAGUCACUGGUCUAAAUUUGUGGUUGAGAUAAUGAGCGCUGAUGUCAGUGUUCUGAUCUGAAUUUAAACACGGGGAACACUGUUUUUAAAUUGUAUUUACAUGCAGUCUGGUGUUUGUGUCAGUUAGAAGAAAGCCUGAUGAGUUAUCCAGAAGCCAAAAAGGCAGCUGGACUCUUGAUAUAUUACACCUCUCUUCAAAAGGGCUUCUUCAGUUCUGGUUGACAGGCGCAGGGAGUUAGGGGGGGGGUCCAACUAUUUGUCCACACUUCAAGACCCGGGGUCGCAAGGUGUGAAUUGGUCUUUAAACCGCUCGGCUGGUCAGAACAGUAUUUCAACCGAUACCAAAAUGUGUCAAAGCGUCCCAGAAGCUUUUGAGAUGGACUGAAAUGUAAAUGCACUCUAGCCAUGUUCUUGAUUUACAAACUGGACUGAGGUUUACUGAGUGUUGUAUUUAUUAGAUCUGAGUGUUAUUAAUUAAUGCGAAAAGUGUGAAUUUGAUAAGUUAUACAUACACGCAUACAGGAACAGGUCUACAGAACCCUUAUGCUGUUUGAAAGGUAGACCGUCAGCUUGGCUCAUACAGCGAGAGGCAGUGGGUGGAAAGAACCGGAUGGUGUUAUGGUAUCUCCUGUUCUACAGACGUUAUUACAGUCUGGAUCUGUGAGCUGCGGGAGGCUGUCCUCUGUGAGUGGGAGUAUAUAAAGAAGUAGAUCAGAGAUUUAUUACAGGGAAAUCACGUUUUUUUCCACACCACGUUGAAACCCCUUCAGUAGUGUUUCCUCCUCCCUGGUUUCUAUCAGCUCUCUUCUUCAACGAGAUGCAAAGCUCUAAUCGAUGCUCGUUAAUCAUUCUGCCGGGGGGAAUACAGCUCGGCAUGCUGGGAAACUCCCCGAGGCCCUUCGCUCCGUCUUUUUUAAUCCAUUCCCGUUUGUCACGUUAUCUGUGAAUACGCUGUGAGAGUUCAGAGGGGGCGAGGCGCUCAUCAGAUGUCCACGUGUUGCGGACACCGAAGAUUUAAAUGUCACAGAGCUGCAGCUGCAAUACAAAACAGGCUCGUCACAGCAGCAUUUAUUCAUCACUUACUCUCUGUCACAUAGAAAACACACAGGUUCAUAUACAGCAGGCCUAUCAUAUACACCAUUCACAUAUUUAAGUUUUCUUGCUUGCAUUCAAAUGAUAUUUUUCAGCUGAAUACAAGAUAGAAUGAAGCUACACUGAACUAACCAAAAUCGUCGUUUGUGAACAAGUCACUACAACAAAGUGAUUUAACCUGAAAUAAAACAAACAGCUAAAUUGAACUGUGAAUAAAUAAAUAAAUAAGACCUCAGCCACAUUCUUCAGUUGUACCAGCUGAAAUCCAAACACACAGCUAUAAGUGUGGUUUUGUACUAUUGGCAGGGUUACCUGGCACCCCAAAUCGCAUAAGGUAAAUGAAGCAUUGACUUGGAAAAUGUAUUUUGAGUUUCUAUGUAUAUAUUCAAUUAUAAUUAUUGAUAUACUAUUUGCUAAUCUGAACCAACACGUUUGCUUAACUGAACUGUUUGCAAACUUAAAACAAAAACCUGCUCAACUGAAUAGUUUAAGCUACAAAAUUGAACAAUUUAAUCACUUGAACCAGUUAGCUAACCUGGAACAAUCGCUAAAACCAUUUACCAAAACUACAAAGAGCUAGCUUGUAUGUAUUUAUAACCUUCACCAACUGUUUUAUAUUCUCAUAUAUGUAUAUCAUUAGCGAGCCUUCACCAAACUGCUAAAUCUAAAUCUAACUUUAGGCUACAUGUUUAGCUGCUAAAUUAAACUUUAAGCUAACUUGUUUAGCUGCUAAAGAAAUAAAAUAUCGGUGAGCUAACCUGAACCAAACAACCGAACUAUUGGCUGCUGGGCUUGCUAACAGUGGACAUAACGAGUAGGGGGACUGAUGCACUGAAGCUUCUAAAUGACAUGCUCAUUGUAAUGGAGAUAAUCUGCACUUUGAGCAUGUCGGGCAUCCAGCUGAAGGACUCUCCCAGAAUAAAACCACUAGAGUGGUUUUCAUUUACCAGUUACCGUUGAUGGCACUCAGACUAAUUACAUUCAGAUCGUUUGUCUGUUCCUGCCUCGCUCUGUAGGAACAGUGUGAGUGGAGUUUAUGCUCAUUUCCCGCUUUCCCUUUUACUCCUGCUUCUAAAGUAUUACCAGAUAUUGUCUUUUCUAUUACUAUUCAUUAUAUUUGGUUGAUUUCAAAAAAAUGGUGAUGUCCAUCUUGGAAAAAUCUACCAAAAAGAAUCUAAAUCAACCUGAAACUCGAGACAUCAUACGCAACUUGGACUACAACAUUACAUUAUGUGUGCUUUAAAUUCACGUCCAGGUUUCUCUUUCAUUUCUGCUGUGAUUCUUUUCCUCUUUCCAUCUCCUUCUCAGCAUACAGGUCAGCUAUCCAGAGCGGGCACACUCACACUCCCAGAAUGCCAGAGCAGAGCAACGACUACCGGGUGGUGGUGUUCGGAGCCGGCGGGGUGGGGAAGAGCUCGCUGGUCCUUCGGUUCGUCAAAGGUACCUUCAGAGACACCUACAUUCCCACUGUGGAGGACACAUACAGACAGGUGAUCAGCUGUGAUAAGAGCGUCUGCACGCUGCAGAUCACCGACACAACAGGAAGUCACCAGUUUCCAGCAAUGCAGCGCCUUUCCAUCUCCAAGGGCCACGCCUUCAUCUUGGUCUUCUCCAUCACCAGCCGCCAAUCACUGGAAGAGCUGAAACCCAUUUACCAGCAGGUCCUGGCCAUCAAAGGUACGGUGGAGUCCAUUCCCAUCAUGCUUGUGGGCAACAAAAGUGACGAAACGGCCCAGCGCGAGGUGGAGAAGAAGGAGGCCGAGGCUCAGGCCGCCACCUGGAAGUGUGCCUUUAUGGAGACGUCGGCCAAGACGAACUCCAAUGUGAAGGAACUGUUUCAGGAGCUGCUGUCCCUGGAGAAGAAGAGGGACAUGAGCCUGAGCAUCGACGGCAAGCGCUCGGGAAAACAGAAACGAGCCGACAAGUUGAAGGGGAAGUGCAGCAUCAUGUAGAGCGGGCGGGCGGCAGACUCGCUGUGGAGAUGCGGAAACAGCAGAGGAGGCAGGAGGGGAAGUCUGCUGACGAGUUCCCAUAGAGACUCCCUCUCCCAUCUUUCCCCAGUUCUGCAUCACAGAGGAUGGGUCUUGUUUGAUGGCUCUCCUCCACCAUCCGUCUGAACACUAAAGCCCCGAGGAACAAAAUGAUGAGACCGACUGAUAAUGAAAACUUUUAUUUAUACCAGGGCCUUGGGGCUCCUUCUGGCCCUGAACUGGUUGUGGGCCAGUUGUUGUGUUUGUGGCCCCAAAAUACUUAUAAAGAAAAAAAAAAAAAUAUAUAUAUAUAUAUAUAUGUACAGUAUGUAUAUAUACAGACCCAUCUAACGGCUACCACCACCAACGAUUAUAAUAAUAUUAUUAUAGAGGAAUACUCCACUGAUUUUAUUGUGAAUCUUGACCCAAGCCAAUGUAACUAGCAAAAGAUACAUUAGAUAUAACUUAAUUUAUCCCAAUGGGAAAUUGUUGUAGAGCAGUGGCAAAUAUUAAGUGGAUUAAAAAGUGUUGACAGAUAAAGUACAUUUUUCUUAUCAUAGUCUAGCUCUAAUUUGUUUUAGCAGCUCCUACAUUACCCAGGAUUAAUAGCGAACGCUGAGAUGUAGUUAACAUUCUGCAUGGGCCUAAAACUGACACUCAAAACCUUUAAGACCCAACUGGUACUACAAAAUUUGAUACCCGGAAACCUUUAUAUUUUCUCUGUUUCAUCAGUUACUGAUCAUUAGCUUGCAAGUCUAAAGCAACCCAUUGGGUACACUAUUCCCAGUGGGCACUGGGUAAACAUGAACCCAACCAGAGACCCAAGCUUUACAUAAACAAAAUAUCCCAAAACCAACCUGAGACUUGACACUUAUUUGGGAGCCAUGAGAAAUAAGUGUCGUCACUAUCUGCUGUGCCAUAGUUACAGCUGCUAAGCUAAAAUUGGACAAUCAUUGGGUUUAGUAAAUGGUCAAUUAGCAGCGCGUGGGCCAAACACAGACUUAAAGAAAGCAAGGCCAACAACAGGAUUCAAAAAUCAGUUUAAGUAACUCAACACUAUUAUGUCUCCUCGGGAAGCCCAGUUAGCGUGCUAAUAUAUUAGCCACAUAGUCACCUCGCUAUUAAGCGCGCUUUAGUUUAGCCCACAGUCCUUGCAUAGGGUUUGGCUGGGGUCCCCUAGUGGAGGAGGGGGGCACUUGUUUAAUUUUUGCAUAUUGAGACCACACCUUACGGCUAGUGGCCUUAUGACUUUUCACCACGUAUUGAUCAUAAAUUCAACCAUUAAGCAGCUACAGAUAAGGCCAAACUGCAGUGAAGUAUUCCUUUAUCUAAAAAGACCAGUGACCUUUCCAUUACGAUUCUCUUCUUGGUGGUUGUGACCGCAAACGGCAGGAUCUUUCCUGCUCUGAGU